AUGGCCGAGUGUGCCGCAAAUAGCAAAGGCUGGGCUAGAAUACCCAGGUUGACCGACUCGAUCGACCCUCAAGGUCACCUUGAUAACUUCGUCCUCGCGCCAACUCAGCAGAAUUGGUCCACAAGAUCUACAGAUACUCAAUCUUCAACUGCGCCGCAGUUGCUCCCAGCAAGGUUGGUGGCCCUCAUGCUCGCUGAUGUCCUGCCAAAGACCCUCAAAGCGGCCAAGAACACAGGUCAUAAUGAGAGCUUUAUUGCUUCGGACACCAGUGUUGAUGCUGGAAGAGGCGCCGUCGUGAGGCCUGCUCGCACAGGAAGGCGUCCGAUACUCCUGGAGAAUAUAUCGGACACGAGUGUCAUUUCAUCGCAUAUAUCUUUUUCUUUCAAAAAUGUGAGACACUUCGAGACCCCACGAGAUGACCAUCUUUCAGUAGUGAGAGGGCUUCCCACAGCAAGACUGCCUUUGUCGUAUCAGAACAUGGCAGGCCCUCGAUGUCUUGGCACGAUGACAUACACUCCGCUUAUGAUGGCUACAUUGGCAUCUCCUAGUCAUCCCAGAUCCCCGGCCAGAAUGCCGCGCAAAUGGGCUCGCAAAUGUGAACGAUACUGCUGCCUCGGGGCUACCUACUUUCCCCUCGUCUUCGUGUACGCUCUAACAAGUUGGGCGUUGUGGGUUGAGGCUACGAUAGGAUUCCUGCAGACCAAGGGUACUUGGACGGGGAAUGGUACAUCUUUACUCGGAAUCGCUCUAUACAUCCUCCUCAACUGGUCAUACACCACAGCCGUCUUUACGAACCCAGGGACUACAGUCAGUACAAGUGGCUAUAGCUCUCUCCCUACGAAUGCGCCACCUGCGGCUACGAACUUCACGGUCAAGGCGAAUGGCGAGGUACGAUUCUGCAAGAAGUGCCAGGCGCGAAAGCCGGAUCGAGCGCAUCAUUGCUCCACGUGCAAGACUUGCGUGUUGAAGAUGGAUCAUCAUUGCCCAUGGCUAGCAACCUGCGUUGGGCUACGAAACUACAAGGCAUUCCUGCUCUUCCUCAUCUACACCACUCUUUUCUGCUUCCUCUGCUUCGGGGUUUCGGGGUACUGGGCUUACAGGGAGAUCUUGACAGAGGGAGAGUAUACGGAUGCGCUGAUGCCAGUCAAUUACGUGAUGCUCGCUGUGAUCUCGGGGAUCAUCGGGUUGAUUCUGGCAGGGUUCACCGGGUGGCAUAUUUUGCUUGCUUCGAGGGGACAGACGACGAUCGAGUGUUUGGAGACGACGAGGUAUCUUUCUCCGCUGCGUAAGCAACAACCACCUAUCUCGCAAACGAGCUACGAGCAGCAACAGAGAGAUAUGAAUGGGGAUGGUGGGGGCCAACGACACGAAUCUUACGAUGCGUUGGAGCGAUUUAGAGCGAGAGAGAGGUACGAGGCAUAUCUCGACGAACAGGAUUCAGAUAAAUUACCAAGCGCUUUCGACCUUGGGAGGAGAAAAAAUUUCGCCCAUCUGUUUGGCCCAAACAAGCUGCUGUGGUUCUUCCCCAUCUGCAAUACAACCGGGGAUGGGUGGACCUGGGAGGCGAGCCCGAAGUGGCUGGAAGCACGGGAAAGGAUAGCGAGGGAGAGAUACGAACAGCAGCAGAGGGAACAUGCCGCUGGGUGGGGAAUCGAUCCCUCGUCCCACAAUCCGCCUGUUCGAAAUGGCGCGGGUCGACAUUACGUUUCGUACCCGAACAGGACGCAGUCCAAAGCCGACAGACUAUUGGGGAGGAAUCCGGACGAUUAUACUGAUGAGGCGGUUCCUAUGAACACACUCCGUUCGCGAGACCCAGAGGAUCAGUACGAUAUCAGCAGCGAUGAAGAUGAGGCUGAUAGGAAGGCAUUAGACCUCAAAGCAACUCGUGGGUGGCCGCAAAGGGUUGGUGUUAUGACAAAUACCUUACUAGGAAACACAUUUGCAAGACAGAAGGAAAAUGUGCGGGGCUGGGAUGGCCUGGACGAAGGUGUCGAUUGA
This is a messenger RNA of Drepanopeziza brunnea f. sp. 'multigermtubi' MB_m1, 1998 nucleotides long. RefSeq lists its product as uncharacterized. NCBI's taxonomy places the organism in Eukaryota, Fungi, Ascomycota, Leotiomycetes, Helotiales, Drepanopezizaceae. Gene Ontology annotation, molecular function: palmitoyltransferase activity. The record is from RefSeq and is a predicted model, not a curated record.